This is a messenger RNA of Malania oleifera, 1431 nucleotides long. RefSeq names its product protein LIGHT-DEPENDENT SHORT HYPOCOTYLS 7-like. The record is from RefSeq and is a predicted model, not a curated record. The transcript is spliced from 2 exons. Gene Ontology annotation, biological process: mRNA transcription; response to light stimulus. Gene Ontology annotation, cellular component: nucleus. Lineage: Eukaryota; Viridiplantae; Streptophyta; Magnoliopsida; Santalales; Ximeniaceae. Bases 517 to 1047 code for a protein of 176 amino acids.
AGUGUUAUCUUAUACAUACACCUACAUGACAGAUCCCGUUUACACUAAUUCCCAAAUUGGUCACUUGCAGCUAACCCAUUGGAUCAGUUAUUUGGAGAGGGUAGGAGGCUAGCUAGCUAUAGCUACAGGGUUUUCACUAUGUGGCCAGAGGCUAAUUAUGCUAUUUUACUUGAUAAUGAUUGCUUUGAUGAUGGGAGCAUAAUUAUAAACAUAUAGAAAAAAGGUAUGGUUAAUGCUAACAGUACCAUUAAAGGAAGAAAAUAAUGUGACGGAGAAGAAAAAGAAGAGCCAAAGCACUUUCAAAGGACCCAUUUCGCGUCUCCUCAGCAGCCCCAUGAUGUGAUCAUCUUCAUCUUUUCCACUGUGUUUUCUCUCUCUGUUCUCUUACCCCCUCCCCCGUUUCCCCCUUUUUCCCAAGAAACAAACUAGUAAUUAGCUAUAGAAGCUAGCUACUACUCCAUCAAUCAACUACUCACUCGAUUGGAUCGAUCAUUUUCGGCUAGCUCCGGCCGAUCGAUGUCGAGCAACAAGGGGAAGGACCUUGCAGAAGGGUCAUCGCGGCCGGGCGGUGAUCCUCCGCAGCCUGCUCCACUGAGCCGCUACGAGUCGCAGAAGCGCCGCGACUGGAACACCUUCGGGCAGUACUUGAAGAACCAAAGGCCGCCAGUUGCACUGUCCCAGUGCAACUCCAACCAUGUGCUCGAGUUCCUCCGCUACCUCGACCAGUUCGGGAAGACUAAGGUGCACCACCAAGGGUGCGUCUUCUUCGGGCAGCCGGAGCCGCCAGGGCCCUGCACUUGCCCUCUCAAGCAAGCUUGGGGCAGCCUCGACGCUCUCAUCGGCCGCCUUAGGGCUGCCUACGAGGAGAAUGGGGGGUUGCCAGAGACUAACCCUUUCGCGAGCGGAGCGAUAAGGGUUUACUUGAGGGAAGUGAGGGAUUGUCAAGCCAAGGCAAGGGGCAUUCCUUAUAAGAAGAAGAAGAAGAAGAGGAAUCCAUUGAAGGCGGCCGAGGAGGGCUCGAAGUUGCCUAUGCAGUCGUCAUCUUGAUGGUCUCGCCUCGAUCGCUGGCCUGCAGCCUUUCCAAGAGAAUGCAAGCACCAGAAGGUCUCCAAGUUUCAUCACUAUAAGUUUUGGAUUUCUACCAAACUAUGGAAUUGGAUGUUGCUGUCAAUUCAAUUCCUCCUUGGACCGAACCAAUCGGCCUCGCUCUUUGAUCGGUUUUUUUACCUCCAAGACUCUGUUAAUUGCUCAAAUGAGUAUAAAAGCAUGAAGUUUAUGAAGAUGAAACCUAUUGUUGAAGUGGGUAUAUCUGCUUAUCUUUUUUUUCUUCUUCUUCUUCUUCUUCUUCUUCUUUAUAAAUAUUCUUCAGCUAAACAGUAUUUUAUGAAUUGAAAUCAAGCUUAUGAUAUGAUCACCAGGAGCUAUAUAUCA